AUGUCGUCUAAUAAUGGCAAGAAAAAGUUUUUAAUAGAUCUCUCUUCAUUUUUGACAUUAAGUAAAAUGACAAAGGUGAUUGGAAAUAAUGUAUUAAGGAGAGCAUCAUAUAAAUCUUGCUUAGACGAAUAUGAUUCAUCUAUAAUUGAUGUCAUUGCAA
This is a messenger RNA of Cetraspora pellucida, 160 nucleotides long. The record is from the annotation of a GenBank genome assembly. NCBI's taxonomy places the organism in Eukaryota, Fungi, Glomeromycota, Glomeromycetes, Diversisporales, Gigasporaceae.